Amphimedon queenslandica is the source of this 692-nucleotide messenger RNA. RefSeq lists its product as uncharacterized. NCBI's taxonomy places the organism in Eukaryota, Metazoa, Porifera, Demospongiae, Haplosclerida, Niphatidae. The transcript has 2 exons. Bases 23 to 670 code for a protein of 215 amino acids. The record is from RefSeq and is a predicted model, not a curated record.
AAUUGUUUUAUUAGUAUUAUUAAUGAUAGAUAUUAAUGAUUUUCGACUGGUAUGGGAAAAAGCUGGUGUUCUUUCAGGACGCUGGGACUCUAUUGGUAUUCUGUUAGGAAUUAGCUACAACAAGCUAUAUGAGAUUGAAUCAGAGACAAAGACGGCCAGAGGUUGUCUACAGAAAGUAUUUGAUUGCUGGUUAAAGAAGGACUAUGACUAUAAGAGUCAUGGUGUCCCUACAUUAAGAAUGCUGUGUAACUCCAUUAAAAGUAAUAGUGGAGGAGCUGAUCCAGCUCUAGCUGAUGAAAUAGCAAAAGAAUUUAAUCUUACCAGUAGUGGAGAGGCUACUACAUCACCAGUUGAUACUUCAUCUUCUGAAGAAGCUACUCCAACUGUUGAGCUACCAGUUCCCACUUCACCUCAAUCUGAGUCUUCAGUUGUUUACGUUAAGAAGAAAUCAACUGAAUAUUCACCAAAAAACCUGACACGAAUGAUUGGAGAUCUACAAGAAAUUUACCUUGAUAAUAUGCGUUUUACUAAAAAAUCAUUUUAUUCUAUUGAUGUCUCAGAAGUUGUUGAUUUUAUUCAAGACUAUAUCGCACUUUUACUCAGUCCACGUUUUUGUAAAACUCAAAUCAUCAAUUCAAUUGAAAAGGAGUUUGACACAUUAAGACAAUGAAGCAGUUGUUUAAGGGUUUAGA